Messenger RNA from Phytophthora nicotianae INRA-310, 261 nucleotides. RefSeq lists its product as hypothetical. The transcript is spliced from 2 exons. Bases 1 to 261 code for a protein of 86 amino acids. NCBI's taxonomy places the organism in Eukaryota, Oomycota, Peronosporomycetes, Peronosporales, Peronosporaceae. The record is from RefSeq and is a predicted model, not a curated record.
AUGGCGUCGCCACCAAGCACCCGAGCUACUCGUGGUCGAGGGCGGCCACGAAAUCAAGACGUUGAUGCGGUGGCUGCAUCCUGGAAUGACGAAGACGUGCGUGUGCUCUUCGAGCUCAGGUACAAAACGAUGGCCACGCGGUUUGAAGGCGCAAAGACCUCAAAGCAAGUCAACGAAGCCUGGUCGCUGGUAGCGAGUCAGCUGUGUGUCAACAGGGUGAAGGUGUUCACGACGACGCAGUGCCGAGCUAAGAUGGGAUAA